CAAGUAGUAUUACACGGCAAAAGCAAAGGGAAGUGAUUGAUCAUAUAAAAAAAGAUCAAAGAUGGUAAGGCAAAGCGUGGUGAUGAUGCUUAUUACAAUAAGCAUAAUGUGUGCAAUGGCAGUGACUGAAAGCUUAAAAGUGAAAGCAGGGAAUUGGGGUGCGAGUUUUGAAGGGGAGAAUAAGGAAACGGUGACGAACCUGGAAUUCUAUUUCCACGACACGCUGAGUGGGCAAAACCCGAGUGCGGUUCGAGUGGCUGAACCGCUUGACAAGAAAAAGACAUCCAUGACCCUGUUCGGGGCGAUCAUGAUGGCGGAUGACCCGUUAACGGAGACAUCGGACCCCAAGUCGAAGAUAGUGGGCCGGGCCCAGGGGCUUUAUGGGUCGUCGUGUCAGCAGGAGAUUGGGCUUUUGAUGGCCAUGAGUUACUCCUUCACCGACGGCCCAUAUAAUGGAAGCUCCUUCGCUCUUCUCGGGAAAAACUCGGCCAUGAACCCCGUUCGUGAGAUGCCUGUCGUGGGUGGCACGGGUCUGUUCCGUAUGGCACGUGGCUAUGCCCUUGCCAAGACUCAUUGGUUUGAUCCCACCACCGGUGAUGCCAUUGUUGCCUACAAUGUCACCCUCCUUCAUUAAACUAAACAACUUACAUUUGUCCACUCUUUCUAUAUUCCUUAAUGCUUAAUUAGUUAUUUGUCUCCAUGGAACACUCUCUUGUCAUGUCUUCCUUCUUUUUCUACUACUGCCACCACAUCCCAACAUAUACUUCGCUUUGAUAACUUCCAGCCGUUAAUAAAACCUUUAUUUCUUUUCUCUCUGUUA
Molecule: messenger RNA, 820 nt
Organism: Glycine soja
Lineage: Eukaryota; Viridiplantae; Streptophyta; Magnoliopsida; Fabales; Fabaceae
Product: dirigent protein 23-like
Exons: 1
Coding region: 62-634 (190 amino acids)
Source: RefSeq, a predicted model, not a curated record